This is a messenger RNA of Folsomia candida, 1058 nucleotides long. RefSeq lists its product as uncharacterized. The record is from RefSeq and is a predicted model, not a curated record. Lineage: Eukaryota; Metazoa; Arthropoda; Collembola; Entomobryomorpha; Isotomidae. The transcript is spliced from 4 exons. Bases 243 to 857 code for a protein of 204 amino acids.
CUGCUUCAGAAACCCAGUGGAAUCCAACCCAUUCGGUUAAAAUCUUGCUCUUCGUCUUGUGGGGCUAGCGGAAGUGGUGCAGAAACAGUGGUUUCACGUUGCAGCGAAAAAAAUCGCAAUACACAACAGUAUGUUUUAGUUUAGAGUUGUUCACUUAUUCUCAGUUUUCCCUCGUACUCGUGUUCACACACUUUGCAUUAUCUUCACACUCAAAAGUCAGUGAAAAGCACAUCGGGUCAAAAAUGGCAGUAAAAGCUCUUCUCUCACAUUGUCGUGGUAGUUGUCCGACUUCCUCCUUCUUUGCUCAGAUGCACAUCACAUGGGUUAUCUUUUGGGUCCUGGUACUUCAAUCAGUCCUCCCACCACGUCCCGGUGUGCUGGCUGAGGUGAAAGUGCAGUGCUUCGACUGCAACUGGCAGAGCUCGACGUCGCACCUCAACUCAGAAACGGUGCAGGACUACUGCCUCCCAGAACACUUCCGGAGGGACAAAGUGAACACGAUCUCCUGUUCCCAGGGAUGCAUGACGACGAGCAUGUACGAGGGCGAUCUCGGUGGUCCUGUGACGACGUUGGAGCUGCGUGGGGGCACCUCGGAGGACAAGGAGCAAGUUUCCAGCCUGGCACCCAAUCGCCCACCAUUGUCCUUCUUCACGCGGGGCUGUCCCAACGGGGAUAUCACGAGGAAAGAAGGUGGCAGCGGUUGCGAGGAAAAAACCUAUCAGCACGUAUUUCGGGAGGAAUGCUUUUGCAGGACGCCACUCUGUAAUGGCGGACAUCCAACACGAAGCCCACAAAAUCAAGCAGUUAUUUUUCUCAUCUUGGGUGCUCUGCUUACCAGAAACAUGAACACAAUGUGAUACGAUGAUAUUCAUUACCAUCCAUCCAUAACGUGCAGAUUUCAUAAUAAUUAUUCUGAAAUUGAUGAUUUAUUCUGAAAUGUUAUGAUUUACAACUUCUCGAGGUGUCUGUAAAAGAGUGCAGUAGUGGAACUUGCAUAUGUAUGUAUGUCAUGAAACUUACAAAUGUUCAUCUCUUUAAUAAAUAACUUUGACCUCAGC